Messenger RNA from Daldinia loculata, 1741 nucleotides. RefSeq names its product PLC-like phosphodiesterase. The record is from RefSeq and is a predicted model, not a curated record. Lineage: Eukaryota; Fungi; Ascomycota; Sordariomycetes; Xylariales; Hypoxylaceae. The transcript has a single exon. Gene Ontology annotation, biological process: lipid metabolic process. Bases 374 to 1552 code for a protein of 392 amino acids. Gene Ontology annotation, molecular function: phosphoric diester hydrolase activity.
UAUUCGUGUAACUAUUACAUGGUAAGUGCUUCGUGAAAAUGUGUUGUGCUAACACCACCAAUCACAAGAGCCAUCUGGAACGCGUGGGCAUAAUCGGAACAGUGCUUUGCAGAACAGGGCAAGAUAUGGCGUCCAUCGUCAUUCAAGAUGGACACAACACAGCACAGCCUCAAAACUCAACAACAUAAAAUCCUAUUUCGUAAAAGGGAAAGUUCAGGUCUAAUUGUUUGAGUUUGGAACAUUCUACGAACAUUCUAAAAGCGGGUGAACAAGACGAGGAUUAAACCUAAGAAGCAGAAUUACGUUUGGUAUCCGCUUGCGCAUAGCAUUCCAACGGCGUCCGUUCAAACAACACAGACAAUAUAGUCUCAACAUGCGCUGUCCGUCCGUCCUACUACUAAGGUGCGCAGCAGCAGUCUUAGCUGCCGCGGACUCAAGCGGCGCUACCACCCUCGGCCAGCUCGCGCUGCAGAAGGUCUUGCAGGAUAGCCGAGAGGUCUUCGGCGUAGAAAGCGAUAAUUCGUCCCGGCCGUACGCGAAUUGGAUGUCCAGCGUCCCCGACGCUACGCCCCUCGCGCAUCUAAAUAUCCCCGGCACCCACGACGCCGCAACUUGGAACUACAGCCAGACGACGCAGGACGCGCUCGCAUACGCCACGCGCUGCGACGGCGGAGCCGGCCCCGCUCCGGCUCAGGUCUACCGGACUCAGCGGCUUGGAGCGGCUGCCGCUUUGGAUGCCGGGGUACGGUUUUUCGAUCUGAGAUUUGCGUUUGACCCUCUAGACCGGGAUCUUGUCUUCUGGCACGGGGAGGCGCUGCUCUCGGCGCGUGCGACGGUGGAUGAUGUGCUGUUUGCGUUCUAUGCGUGGUUGGACGCGCAUCCGAGCGAGGCUGUGCUGUUGAGUUUUCAGUAUGAGGGGGGGACUAAGGACGGGGCGGAGUUUGACGAUGCUGUGAAGGAUCGGUUGAGGAGCGUGCUGGAGUCGGAUGCCGCGAAGAGGUAUAUUCGGCAGGAUAGUGGAAGACUGGGGACGGUGGGGGAGAGUCGCGGGAAGAUUGUGCUGGUGAGACGGUUUGAUAUGGGUGGUGCAGAGGACGAGACGUUGCCGGGACUGCACUUGGGUCCGGGCCAGUGGCCGGAUAAUGAUCCUAAGGGGUUUGAGUUGGUGUAUAAUAAGACGAGCAAUGAGACGGCGUAUGUGGAGGAUUACUACGAGCCUUCGGACUUGGGGGCUAAUUCAACGGUGGCGGAGAAUAUUCAGGCGAAGAUGGGUGCGGUGAAGGCGCAUCUGGAGAAAGCUGCUGCUGCUACUGGGGAUGGUGCGGAUAGCUUGUUUAUCACGUUUGCGUCGGGCGAGAACGAUGUUAAUGUCCCGCAUGUAUUCCCGCAGACGAUGGCGCUGGGGAAUGGGACGGAGGUGACGCCGGAUGGAGGUGUGAAUCAUCAGUUGGUCAAGCUGUUAGAGGAGAUGCGUGGAAGUAGGCUGGGUGUUGUGGUUUUAGAUUUCUUUGACGAGCCGGAUGAGUUGGUUGGGCUCGUGUUGGGUUCUUAGAUGGACAUAAUGAGCUGGGAACCUGACGGUAUCUCUAGUUGAACGUUGCUUGAUUUGAGUUUUAUAUUAAGAGUUGGCUCUCUGUUUAGUAGUUGAGGAAGCUGUCAACUAUGGGAUGUUAUACUAUAGGCUUUUAAUUACAUACCUAGACAGAAUAGGCAGCAUAGGAAAUAAUGUUAAUAGGCCACG